GUCCGACUGGGUUCUCGCGAGAAGACAUCAGCUGGAGCUAGGAAGCUAACAUCUUGUUAGCACUGUUGUGUUCUGACUCUUUCAUGGAGAAGAAGACUUUGUAAGCCGAUUUAAGGGUGGAUCUGAAGAUGUAGCCAACAGUGGAUCCUCUGCAGAAGAAAACCACCCCUGACGUCCUCAGUGAUCCCUCCUCUUCAGUCUAGUCCCGGAGGACUUCAAACCCUGACCAGGGUCAUCCUCAGCCUGUCCAGGCCCCUCCUGUUCAGUCCAGUCCUGGAGGGCUCCCCACCCUAACCAGGACUUUCCACGGUCCUCGUCCCUCAGUCCAGACCCCUCCUGCCCCGACUAUGCUGUUCUCCCUGAGGGAGCUGGUCCAGUGGCUGGGCUUUGCCACCUUUGAACUCUUCCUCCACCUGUUGGCGCUGCUGAUCUUCAGUAUGCUGGUAGCCCUGAGAGCCGACAUGUUCACCCCCUCGCUGAGCUGGUGGCUCGUAUUUGUCCCGCUGUUCGCCGCCGACGGCCUCAGCACCUACUUCACAGCCAUCGUGUCCAUCCGGCUGUACCAGGAGAACGAGAAGCGGCUGGCGGUGCUGCGGCUCCUCUGGGUGCUGACGGUGCUCAGCCUGAAGCUGGUGUGCGAGGUGCUGCUGUGCCAGAAGCUGGCCGAGCAGGAGCAGGCCAGAGACCUGUGGUUCGGCCUCAUCGUCUCACCGCUCUUCAUCCUGCUUCAGCUGCUGAUGAUCCGGGCAUGCCGAGUUAACUGAAGAACAGCGCAUCAAUCGUGCAAUCACUGACGACGCGGAACCAGAGAGCAGUUUUCAUCUGCCGUUAGAGAUUUAAAGUGUAACAGUGGCGUCACCUUUCUUCCGGCUAACAGCCCCCUUCUUACAGAAGACACCAGAGAUUUUCACACUCCACAUCACACAAGGAUCUAGAUUUCUAGAAAUGGUUUAUAACAGCUUUAAAACCAACACAAGAAACAUGUUGUGAUACAGUAUCUGAAAAUAGAUGCAGACAAUCCACUGUGUUCACUUUCCAUGAAGUUAUUAUCUCCAUUUAUUUAGAUCUGUUUUAUUCAGGACAGCCUAAUGACUCAAAAUUGUCAAAAUCCUUUGAAGAUGAUGAAAGUGUGUGAUUGAAACACAGCAGUGCCUCGACAAUGUGCAAUCAUUGGUAAACAACAGACCACGAGGAAUACCUAAACCAGAGUUAAGUUUUAAUACACGUUGAUCCAGUGGGCUGGUGAAAUCUGUAAGCAGUGAUGUUUGUGGUAACACUCCAGAGAUUCCAGGGUGUUUGUGCAGCUUUGUUGCCCCCCCACCUCGAGGAAGAUGCUGCUUUCCAGCAUAAAUGGAAUUUCAUUCAUCACACUGCGUCUGACUUCUGCUCGUCAUUGUUCCCCCUCAUCACAUCCUAACUCGUCAGUGAGAAUGUUUCGGACUGACUCGCCUCGCGGUCUGUUGAAGGAACUGAAUGUGAUUCCAGCAGCGGCUUAUGUGCACACAACUUCCAUUUCAAAUAGCUGUUUAUUUUCACUGUUUCUGUACCGCAUGUAAUUUAAAGCCUCGUUUUAAAGGUCAAUUCCUGAUGUGAAUCCUGUGUAUUAUGUAUAUGUUUGGUUAUUUUUUUCAAACAAAAAUCGUUAUAUCUUAUUUAUCUUGCGUUUUUGCUAUGGAACCUUUAUUGUCAUCUGUACAUACAUGUAAAUAAACCAUCCAACGUCCUUAAUAAUCAGUGCGAGUUUGUGGUUGGAGGAGCUGCUGUACACUUUCUGGCCACCAGGAGGUGCUGCUGUAUUUAUAUGUGGGUGUGGUGGUGAGCCAGCCUGCAGGCCCAUCUUUUAUUUAUAAAUCUCCACCUCUUCACAGUUUAUAAAUGACAAUUUAAAAUAAAAAUCCUGAGGGCAGUGAUUGUGUAGAGGUUCGAAGACCACUGCUCUCAGCAUUUCUAGUUUUGCUUGACUCUGGAUCAAAUAGGUUGUUUCCCCAUUUUUAAAAGAUAGUAAAUAAAUGUAACUUCAAUUAAGAAAUGUUUGUAUGCUGUCAUUGUAAGCUAAUACAUAACCUUAAUUAGAGUGUAGACUUGAACAGCUGUUUCACACUAUUGCUUUAACCAACUUAAAGUUUCAGGAAGUUGAUCCUGACAGACAGGAGGGUACGCCCCGGACCGAUCACCGCUCCAUCACAGAACAGGAACAGAAACAGCGGCACACAUUCACAUUCACAACUCUUUUAGGACUGCUGGGAAAACUGAAGAAAACACACAUAAAUAUAGAGAAGAUCAAACUACACAGCGAUUGUGUGAUUAUCUCCAGCACCCUGUGACCUGACCGUUCACAAA
Molecule: messenger RNA, 2340 nt
Organism: Salarias fasciatus (jewelled blenny)
Lineage: Eukaryota; Metazoa; Chordata; Actinopteri; Blenniiformes; Blenniidae
Gene: tmem203
Product: transmembrane protein 203
Exons: 2
Coding region: 348-764 (138 amino acids)
Biological process (GO): intracellular calcium ion homeostasis
Cellular component (GO): endoplasmic reticulum
Source: RefSeq, a predicted model, not a curated record